UUUCAUUUCACAUGGCCAUUCCGGGCUCUGCGGGGUCAACGUUUCGGGCAAUUAGGGCUCAGGGCAAUGACCCAAGCCCUGCUUACCGCUUCAGGACGGACAGGCUGACGCGGAGCCUCCCGCAUGGCGUCGGCCUCGCCUUCAUGAUAAGCGGGCAUCUCAGCGGAGAAAGAGGAAGACAGGAAGACAGGAAGACAGGACGGAGAGCGCAUCUCGCACCACCACGCUGCCAUGACAUGACAUGACAUGACAUGACAUGACACGAUCGACACUCCGCCACAUCUAUCCCCGUCCAAAUUGAUCGGAUCCUCCGAAGAGGGGUUGUUGCAAUCACCUCCACCACCCGCCACAUCACCAUGUAUCACCUCGCCAAGUCGCUGUACAUGUACGCUACGAGUAAAGAGGAAUACUCCGUCCUCCUCCUUGGCCUCGACAACGCCGGCAAAACCACCCUCCUCUCCCAGAUCAAAGCCCUCUACCAGCCCCCGCGCGCCGAUGGCAGCCUCCCGACCUCGCUCCUCCCCGCCAGCAUCGGCAAGACCGUCCCCACCGUCGGCCAGAACGUCGCCACCAUCUCGCUGCCGGACAUGUACCUGAAGAUCUGGGACGUGGGCGGCCAGAUCUCCAUGCGCAACCUCUGGCAGAGCUACUACACCAGCUGCCACGCCAUCAUCUUCGUCGUCGACAGCGCCGACGUCGGCCAGGACCCGGACAUCACGCGCCUUCCGCAGCGGCGCCGCGCGAGCGGGGGUGUUGCCGCCGAUGCCGACAAGACUGCCGCUGCAGACGCGGAGCAGCAGGACGAGGACGAGGACGAGGACGAGGACGGCGCCGACCUCGGAGCCACCUCCCCAACACAGAUCACCUUCACGGCCGAGAACGUCGGGAUCAACGCCCCCGGGAGUGACUUCGGGCGGCUGGACGAGUGCCGGCGGGUGCUGGAGUCGGUGCUCAAGCACGCCGACGUGGCCGGGGUGCCCAUCCUGGUGCUGGCCAACAAGCAGGAUCGGGAGGACUCGGUCGAGGUCGUCCGCAUCAAGGAGGGGUUCGUGCGCAAGGUGUUCGAGGGGGAGUCCGGGGCGGGCGUGCGCGACAGUCGCGUGCUGCCGGUGAGUGCGCUGAUGGGGUCCGGCGUGCAGGAGGCGGUGGAGUGGGUGCAGAGUCGUGUGAAGUGGAAUAAGGAGGGUCGGCCGCCGGUGAUGCGGUGAUUGUCCCCAUCUAUACUUCUGUCGGGCAUGCCCCGUCUUCUAAUCCUCACCUCCGGUGGGAAAUCCCGCCCUUUUGAAAUAUCUUUGUUUUGUCGUUCGGCGCCUGGGAGCAUCCUGUUUAUGAGAGAUACCUAACCUGAUUGAAAUGAUUUCUGCUUCUGUGUGAUUCUUGAUGAUACCUGUUGGAGUUCCCAUGUGCUUAGCCACCUUAUUGCAUCGGUCAAUAGAACUAGAUACAAGUCGAGA
Molecule: messenger RNA, 1454 nt
Organism: Aspergillus japonicus CBS 114.51
Lineage: Eukaryota; Fungi; Ascomycota; Eurotiomycetes; Eurotiales; Aspergillaceae
Product: ADP-ribosylation factor family protein
Exons: 2
Coding region: 357-1208 (283 amino acids)
Biological process (GO): intracellular protein transport; Golgi to plasma membrane protein transport; protein localization to organelle
Cellular component (GO): Golgi apparatus
Molecular function (GO): GTP binding; GTPase activity
Source: RefSeq, a predicted model, not a curated record